Messenger RNA from Camelus dromedarius (Arabian camel), 5793 nucleotides. RefSeq names its product TOG array regulator of axonemal microtubules 2 (gene TOGARAM2). Gene Ontology annotation, molecular function: microtubule binding. Bases 2581 to 5562 code for a protein of 993 amino acids. NCBI's taxonomy places the organism in Eukaryota, Metazoa, Chordata, Mammalia, Artiodactyla, Camelidae. Gene Ontology annotation, biological process: microtubule cytoskeleton organization. The record is from RefSeq and is a predicted model, not a curated record. Gene Ontology annotation, cellular component: cytoplasmic microtubule; cilium. The transcript has 28 exons.
UAUAUUGAAACUCUAAUCCUGAAUGUGGGGCCUCUGGUGGGUAAUGAGUCAUGAAAGGGGAGCCCUCAUGAUGGGAUUAGAGCCCUCAGAAGAAGAGACACAGCUUGCUUUCUCUGCCAGCCACCGUGUGAGGAAACAGAAGACUGCUGUCUGCAAACAGGAAGCAGCUUCUCACCAGGUGCCAGAUCUGCCGACCCCUUGGUCUUGCUUCUCAGCCUUCAGAACUUGUAUCUUAGAGGACUUCCAGCUUGGUAAUGUGGAACUGCAUCAGGAUCAGCUGGCGGGCUGGUGAAGGCACAGAAAAAUAAAGAAUGUUGUGGUGACCUUGUCCGUGCUUCUUGUUCGUAUGUACCAGGGUCUUCCUGGGGUGUGUAUCGAGAAGGAGAAUUCUAGGUCACAAGAAGAUCCAAGGAGACGAAGACUCAGACAUCCAAAUUAAGACCGCAUGGCAAGAAAUUGACCACCUGAUUGGGUGCCCCUCCUCAGCAUCACAUGGACUGUAUUCUAAGGGAAGAGUUUUGCCUUGCCCUGUGGCCCUCCAGCCCUACCCUUCAGCUCUAUUUGUUUCUUUUUUCUUUCAGAUAAAGGUACUGGGGAUUGAACCCAUGACCUCAUGCAUGCUAAGCAAGCAAUUUACUACUGAGCCAUACGUUCCCCGUUAACCUUCCCUUUUGAAGACCCAUGGUGAGGACAGGAUCCAGGACACCUGGAUCAGAGCCACUGCUUCACCAAGAAGGGAUCUGUUUUAGUGCGGCCAGGAGGGCCACUGGAAGGAUGAACGCCUCAUGUAUGGAAAAAGUCCACUGGGACCCUGCCCAGUAUGCAUACAAGAAAGCCACUGGGAGAGGGAUUGCCCCCAGUCCCAAAGGGGGCUUGAGGCUCCCAGACCAUGAUGGCUGAGAGGACCGAAGACUGAUGGGGCCUGGGAUCCUUUCUGGCUCCCAGUGGACACCUUGUCAUCUCUCUGGAGGAGCCUCGGGUUACCCUUGACAUGGCAGAGAGCCCUGGCUGAUGGUGAUGCCUUAAGGCUGCAGGGGACCAACAGGCCUGGAGGCUGCAGAACUGGGACUGGGCCUCUGAAAACUCCCCUGAAGUCUGGAUCCUCAGUCGCUGCGUGGGAGGCUUAGGGAGUCAGUCAUAUUCCAAAGGAGGCGAAAUGGCUCAAAAAGCUUGCAUUUGUGGUCGUUGAUCGUUUUUCCAGAGAAGAUUGGUGGUGGAGGGGUGGAGAUCCUUGACAGACUUCCUGGUGGUGGGAAGAUGCAUUCCUUCUCUGUCCUCACCCUGAGGCUGCUCUUGCAUCUUGUCUGAGGAAUGUUUCCAUGGGAAGGAGUCUUCUUCCUCAUCUGCUUCCGGUGAGUUUUCUGGAGGGAAGUAAUGAUAUUCUAGUACCAGCUGGAGAGGGAGAGCUGCACCCUGGCUGGUCUGGACACCUUUCCUGAGACAUGAUUUGUCUUGAUGGUCCCAAGAUGUAAAAUAUGAUUUGAAUCAAAUUAUAAAUUGGUUAUUCGGUUGAGCUUAAGUUCUGGCCUAGUUGCCUUGGAAACUUUGAGACAGAGCCUUGUUUUAUAACGUGUUCCUUAUAGCUCUGGUCCUGAGAAAUAUUUCAUGAACAAAUAGGUCUAUGGUCAUAUAUAUUUGGAUGUUGCUUCAUAUGCUACCCCUUUACUGGAGCCUUACAACACAUAGAACCUAUGAAAAGGCCCUCAGAAGAGGUAUAAUUAAAGAAACUAUUUUAACAUUAUUUAAAUUCAUGUUUCCCAAACUUUUUUAACUAGCACUUUUUUUUUCCUUUUUUUUUUUUUUGGCAUUCACAUUUCCAUAAAACAACUGGGGAAUGGCUGGGAUGGAGAUUCCCACUGGCCCUGAGGCAGGUCUGGCUAGCAGCACAAUUUCAGAAUACAGCUGGAAUGAAACGCAGAACCCACAUGAAACGCAGAAGACUGUAUGUCCCGUCUGCCCCACAGCCCAGAAUCACCGAGCUGCGAGUUGCCAGGAAGCUUCCAGAUGGCAGUUCCAUUUCCCCUCAGCCUCCAACUCCCUGUGCUAGCAGGGGCCCCAGGCCUGGAGCUCAGUACCUGCAGGAGCCCUGCUCUCUCCUGGACGGCUCUUUACCCCUCAGGCUUCAGGUUGGCUCCACAUCUCAGGGUCUCCAGCUCACUGUCAUCGUCACAUCGUCAUGGUAAUGGGAGCAGUGGUUGCUAUGCAGCCUUGUUUGUUCAAAGAUAGCCCAGCGGAGAGCAGGAGCGUGCCAGCAGCAGGGCCGGCGGCCGCCCCCUGCAACUGCCCCUGCCCCAACAGGAGGCCCACAGCCCAGGGCUGCGAGGCUGGGCCCGAGCCAGGGCAGGCCUGGCGUGGGGCUGCCUUGUCUUUGCCUCCCCAGACCCACGGGCAGCAUCGUCGGUGGAGAGAUCAUGGGACCUGGUUUCCUCUGGUGACAGAGGUUUGGCCUCUGGACAGAGAAAAGAGAGGUCCCCGGAUGUUACACGUUGGGGCCAUCUGGAUGCCCAAAGAUUGUACUCGCAGCCCAGAAAGUAGCUGCUGCCUCUGGAAAGCCUCCCAGACGCCUUCUCCACCCAGGGCAUGGGCACCCGUGAUGCUGUCCCCCCUGCCAAGGUUCUGGCGCCAGUGGCCGUGUACUGUGGGAGUGUCCCCCGAACCAGUGCUGGGCCCCGUGCACUCUUGGGUGGAACCAGCAACUGCAGCCUGAACACUUCUGGAGAAGCCUCCCUCCAGCCAACGCCAAGCACUCCGCUGGAGAAGCCAUCGCAACCCUUGAGUGGAAAUGGCAACCUUGGCAGCCUCAAGCUGGAUGCUCCCCUGAAGGGCUGGCCAGUCAGGAAUGGCCACCCCAGGAACCUUGGGGCUCUGUCUCAAGGCCCCUACCCCCUGGUGCCACUCCCCUUGCUGGAGUCAGAAGCCAACAGUGUGGCCCGGGACACCACCCAGAUCAAGGACAAGCUCAAGAAAAGGAGGCUCUCGGAGGGCUUGGCAAGAUCUUCCCGAGCCUCUCUGGAGCCCGGGGGAGGCCCCAGAGGAGUGCCCCUGAGGACUGCCAUCCCCCGGGCCACCUCUCAGAGGCUGCUGAGGUUGCCCAGGCCGAUGCCUCCCAUCCAGAGCAUACCCACCACCCCGGAGGCCAGCGGAGCCAAGGAGAAGAGCCUGGACCCACCCAGGAGCUGUCAGGGUCCCCAGGAGCUAAAACCCGGUGCCCAGGAGGUGCAGAUAUCCCAGCAAUACCUGCACUGCAACGACGAGAAGAUGCACAAGUCUCUGGGGGGCAUCGUAACCCCGCCCAUCCCAAAGGCUGGGGUGUCCGCCAGGACCUCCUCCUGCACGCCUGGCUCCCUUCCCAGCCUCUUGACUCCAGGCCAGGACGUCCUCACCAGCCUGAGGGCACCCCCUACACGAUUGAUUCGGGAGAGGAGUGGGCCUCGGGAGAAGACCCCCAAAUCUCUAGAGCCAAAACCUUUGGUCACACCUGUCAGAGACAGGCCUGCUGCCCCUGAGAGGCCUGCCCUGCCUUCAUCUCAGUGUGCUCCUACGCUGACAGCCUUCUCCUUCAGCCAUGCCAAAGAAGCCCACCCCUUACUAAAAGAAGAAGACCAGAAGGAGAGUAGCACUAAGACCCAGGUCACCAUCUCCAAGUCUGCCCAGGAGAAGAUGCGGCUGAAGCAGAUGAAGGAGAUGGAGUUGUUCUGGAUGGAGAAGGACCCAGAGAAGGAGAGGGAGCUGGCUUCCCAGAGCCUGGGCUCCCGGAGAACCUCAAUGAAGGAAGGCCUCCUUCCCCUCCGGGGCAGCAGGACCCUGUCUGUGCCCACCGGGCUGAGCAGCCCAUGCAGAAACAACAUGGGCGUCAUCCUGAGGAAACGGGCCAACCGGGCCUCCCUGCCCAGCAUCCCUGUCAGCAAACAGGAGCCCAGCUUUGCCCGCCACGCUUCAGCUCACUCCUUACCUGCGGUGCUUACUUUGGGGUCUCCUGAGUGGGAGGAAGAGGAGGAGGAGACAGAUCUUCGGGCUUUCAAGGAGUUGAGGCCUUUCUCAAACCCAGAGUUGGGGCUGGUGGAUGCCCUCCAGUGCUUGGACAGCAGCGACUGGCAGAUGAAGGAGAAAGGCCUGUUGAGUGUCCAGCGCCUGGCGGCUUGUCACGCAGAGGUCCUCGCUGGGAGGCUGCACGAUGUGUCCUUGGCUGUGACUGGAGAGGUCACCAACCUCCGCUCCAAGGUAUCCCGCUUGGCCAUCAGCACCCUGGGAGACCUCUUCCGGGCCUUGAAGAAGAAUAUGGACCAGGAGGCUGAGGAGAUCACCCGCUGCCUGCUCCAGAAGAUGGGGAACACCAGCGAGUUCAUCCAGAGAGCAGCCAACCAGUCCCUGGGGGCCAUGGUGGAGCACGUGACCCCGGCCCGCUCCCUGGUGGCCCUCACCUCAGUGGGCAUCUACCACCGAAAUCCCUUGGUCCGGAAAUGCACUGCCGAGCACCUCUCUGUCGUCCUGGAGCAGAUAGGCGCCGAGAAGAUUCUCUCAGGCACUAGAGACAGCACAGACGUGCUGGUGCACAACCUGGUGAGGCUGGCCCAGGACUCCAACCCGGACACCAGGUUUUAUGGCCGGAAGAUGGUGAAUAUCUUGAUGUCAAACACAAAGUUUGAUGCGUUUCUGAAGCAGUCCCUCCCAUCCCACGACUUGCGGAAGGUCAUGACGGCUAUUAAACAGCGGGGAAUAGAAGAUGGUGGUGAGCUUCCAUCUGCCAAAGGUCGCAAGGUGUCGAGGAGCCUGGUGGUGUGUGAGAGCGGGCUGCCCAGCGAGGCCGGGCUCAGCUCCAAUGGCCCACGGCUGACAGGGCUGCGCUCCUCCAUGCGGGGGGGCUUGGAGAUGGUGGGGCAGCUGCGGGACCUGACGCGGCUGCUGGAGGCCAAGGACUACCAGUCUCGGAUGGAAGGCGUGGGGCAGCUCCUUGAGCACUGUAAGGCCAAGCCUGAGCUCAUCACCACCAACCUGGUCCAGGUCUUCGCUGCUUUCACCCCAAGGCUUCAGGAUUCUAACAAGAAAGUAAACCAGUUGGCGCUAGAGUCCCUUGCCAAGAUGGUCCCCCUGCUGAGAGACAGCUUACACCCCAUGCUGCUCUCCAUCAUCAUCGCUGUUGCAGACAACCUCAACUCCAAGAACUCGGUGGUUUAUGCCGCCGCUGUGAUGGUGCUGGAUGCAAUGAUUGAGAGUCUGGACAAACUUGGCCUCCUGCAAGCGUUUGCUGGGCGGGUGCGUUUCCUGAGAGGCCGCGCGGUGCUUGAUGUCACAGAACGUCUGUCUGUGUUGGUGGCCUCAGUGUACCCCCGAAAGCCGCAGGCGGUGGAGCGGCAUGUCCUCCCGGUCCUCUGGUACUUCCUUAACAACAUGACUGGGAACGGCGUCCUGCUGGGGCACGGCGGGAACGUGCGUGUGGUGGUGUGCCGGCUGUCCAGGAGCCUUCAGGAACAGAUGGGCUCCCGGCUGCAGGACCUGGCCGCCGGCCAGCCAAAGCAAGUCCUCAAAAUGCUCCAAGAACUCUUAGAUGCAGAAUCCCCGUGAGGCAGCCCCAAGGUCACUGACAGUGGAAAGGCACCAGACAGCAGGACAACUGGCAGCUCACACCCCUUUCAGCUGGAUUAAAGAUGGAUCUGAAAUGGGCAAUCAUUAUUUUUAUCUUAUUUUAUUUUUAUGAUGGAACAAUCUCCUGGUCUACUUUCCCUUAGUGUUCCAAAUGUACAUAGUAUAUUUUGAAGUAGAAAUAAAAGAAUUACUUAUUUUUUUAAGGUUUUA